CGGUUGACCGCCGUCAGACGCCGCCGCGUCUGUCGCUGCUAGAUCGUACAGUCUAUGGUCUCCGCCUUCCGCGCCCUAUAAUUCCCCUGUGCCUGAGAAGCUUUCAUUUUGUCUUUUGCUUUGGGAAAAGAGUUCUGAAGCGAGCGAUUCAGGAUUACAAGGUGAAAUAAGAGUUCUGAAGCGAGCGAUUGAGGAUUACAAGGCGUCUCAUGAAUAGUUGAGUUGAUGCUCAUCCAUCUCCCAUGGAGUUUCAUGGAUUCACUGAUGAAGACACAUCCUACGAAUACCCAUCGUCGUCGAGGAAUACGGCGUUCACGAAUUGGUCAAUCGAUUCCAUCAAAUUAGGUUUCGGCGACUCCCCCAACUCGCCGCUCUCCGGUCAGUUUGACUGCGAUGGUUGGAGUCAUCUUCCGGUGGAUGCUCAGGCGCCGGCCUAUUCCAGACAGAAAAUGAGGCGCGCUCUGCAACAAAUCGAAACCGAUCUCAUGCUGCCUGACCCAGAAGAACCAGCGACCAGCACGAGUCUCGAAUCGAGCGAGAAGCAGCAAGAUCAGGCCGCGAAGCAGUUUCGUGUGCGGCCGAGGACUGGCGGCGCACCGCCGGAGUUGCGCCAUCCGGAGAAACGACUGAGAGAAUCGAAGAGUCCGUCGGGCGACGAUCUGCGACAGCUUCUGAUCAGCUGCGCUGAAUCUCUGUCGGAGAACGACAUGGAGGAGUUCGAAUCGCUGGUCAGAGAAGCUCGAGGCGUGGUUUCGAUCGCCGGAGAGCCGAUCCAACGCCUGGGCGCGUACAUGCUCGAAGGCCUGGUUGCUCGGCGUGAGAAUUCUGGGACGAAUAUCUAUCGCGCCAUGAGGUGCGACGAACCAGAGAACAAGGAGCUGCUCUCGUUCAUACGCAUCUUGUACGACAUCUGCCCCUACUUCAAGUUCGGAUACAUGGCGGCGAACGGCGCCAUCGCCGACGCUAUCAGAAACGAAGACAGAGUCCACAUCAUCGACUUCCAGAUCCGUCAGGGCACCCAAUGGAUCACGCUGAUACAGGCGCUGGCAGCGAGGCCGGGAGGUCCGCCGCGCAUUCGGAUCACCGGGAUCGAUGACUCGGUGUCGGAGUAUGCCAGGGGAGAGAGCUUGCAGUUGGUCGGGAAGAUGUUGAUGGAGCUGUCGAAGAAGUUCAGCAUUCCGCUGGAGUUUAAAGGCCUGCCGGUGUACGGCCCCGAUGUGACUCGGGAGAUGCUGGACAUCCGGCCGGGGGAAGCGGUGGCGGUGAACUUCACUCUGCAGCUGCACCACACGCCGGACGAGAGCGUCGACGAGAACAACCCGCGCGACCGGCUGCUGCGGCUGGUGAGGGCACUGUCCCCGAAAGUGAUGACCCUGGUGGAGCAGGAGUCGAACACCAACACGACGCCGUUCGCGACGCGGUUCGCGGAGACGCUGGACUACUACUCCGCCAUGUUCGAGUCGAUUGACGCGGCGGUGGCGAGGGACAGCAAGGAGAGGAUCGGCGUGGAGCAGCACUGCCUGGCCAAGGACAUCGUCAACGUGAUCGCCUGCGAGGGGAAAGAAAGGGUGGAGAGGCACGAGCUGCUGGGGAAGUGGCGGUCAAGGCUGAGCAUGGCAGGGUUCCGGCCUUACCCGCUGAGCGCGUACGUGAACUCGGUGAUCAGGAUGCUGCUGGGUUGCUACUCCGAUAAGUACACGCUGGUGGAGAAGGAUGGUGCUCUGUUGCUGGGCUGGAAGAACAGGAACCUCAUCUCCGCAUCUGCUUGGCACUGAUCCAAUCAUCAUGCAUCAUCGUAAAAUCCAUUCUGUACCUCGUUGCAAAUCUAAAUCGAUAAAGUAUGUUUGUUGAUACGGGACGGGAGACGACCGGUCCUUCAGCCGGUAGGAUAUAGGGAGUUUGAUGUCCUACUUUUGAAUUAGGAAGUUAGUAUGGCUGGUCAGUUAAUAGCCAAUUAAGUUUAAAGGA
Molecule: messenger RNA, 1968 nt
Organism: Zingiber officinale
Lineage: Eukaryota; Viridiplantae; Streptophyta; Magnoliopsida; Zingiberales; Zingiberaceae
Product: chitin-inducible gibberellin-responsive protein 1-like
Exons: 2
Coding region: 243-1775 (510 amino acids)
Biological process (GO): regulation of DNA-templated transcription
Cellular component (GO): nucleus
Molecular function (GO): sequence-specific DNA binding; DNA-binding transcription factor activity
Source: RefSeq, a predicted model, not a curated record